UUCCGCAUUCUUCCUUUUCGCUCGUCGAGCUCAGCAACUAGGGCGCCUCAGCAUGGCGGUGUUCCACUUGUAUUCGGCACUGAACUUGCUAUGGAUCCUGUGCAACAGCGCAUGCAUCAACUUCCUGCAAUUCUGCCUGUGGUGUCUUGUGCGGCCGUUCAACAAGGCGCUUUACCGUCGGCUCAUGGGCUCCAUAGCACAAUCACUCUGGGUAGACGUCACAUCCACAAGCUUCCCACAAACCAAGCUCUCGGUCACAGGCGAGCUACCGUCGGACCCAACUAAGCCCGUGAUCCUCAUCGCGAACCACCAAGUGGACGCUGACUGGUGGUACAUUUGGCAGGCCGCGCGCCACCAACAAGCGGCUGGCAACAUCAAGAUCGUGCUCAAAGACCAACUCAAGUACCUGCCCAUCAUCGGCUGGGGCAUGCGCCUCUUCCAGUUCCUCUUUCUACGGCGCCGCAUCGACCAGGAUGCUGAGCACAUCAAGAAGUACAUGGGCGGCCUCAUCGCUGAUAAAUUCCCCUUCUGGCUCGUGUUAUUUCCCGAGGGAACGACCAUCCACAGUGAAUAUGUGACCAAGUCACAGGCUUUUGCAGCUCGAGAAGGUCGUCCCAAGUUUGAGAGAGUGUUGUUGCCACGUACGACAGGAAUGCAGAUCAUUCUGGACGCUGUGGCAGAGGCCAAACCCGAUAUUUACGACCUCACACUGGCCUUCCCGUCGUAUUCCGGUGAAGUACCGACGUUCGAUAUGGGAUAUGGACGCAAAAUUGAUACUGAAGUCCCGUCGAUGAAGUCGCUGUUGGCUGGGAAACAGCCAGUGGGACGAGUGGCGUUGCAUUCGAGGAAGUUUAAGUACGAGGACGCAGCUACGGACUUGCAGGGAUUCCUGGAUGCACGUUGGAAGGAGAAGGAGGAAAGAAUGAAUUAUUUCAUCGAGCACCAGCACUUCCCGGGAACGGAGAACACAGUGGAGAUGGAUCUAUCGACCUCGUUGGGAGCAGUUUUCCGGCUGUGGUUUGGCAUCACGUUAUCGUGUAUUGUGCUGCCAGUCGUCAUGAUGCUAUUCUUCCCAUUGUAUUUUACCUGGGUCGUCUACUGCUUCGUGUACUCGAUUUACGACCGCACCACGAACUUCUGGUGGCCUUACAUUUUCAAUUUGUUCGUGGAAACUCACGGUCACUUCAAGCGGCAGCAGGCCAAGUAUCUGUGAGGUGGGCAAGAGCGCUCAACUAGCCGCGGAUGCUAAGAAUUCGACAAUAGUGUUUCAAAUUUGGUGUCGGUGCGUGAUACCUACUUGAAAUUUUAAGGCCUCACUCUUUUAUUUUUGAAAGAGUGGAAGCGAAAAUUCAAAGCGUGGCGAUCAUAGCCACACCGAAUUAAUUAAGUGGACGGUUUGUCUGCAUGAAAAAAAUAUUGUUAUUCUUUUGUGCUGGGUCUGGUACGCACACAGUUGGAG
Molecule: messenger RNA, 1459 nt
Organism: Phytophthora nicotianae INRA-310
Lineage: Eukaryota; Oomycota; Peronosporomycetes; Peronosporales; Peronosporaceae
Exons: 4
Coding region: 53-1213 (386 amino acids)
Cellular component (GO): endomembrane system
Molecular function (GO): acyltransferase activity
Source: RefSeq, a predicted model, not a curated record